This is a messenger RNA of Neltuma alba, 726 nucleotides long. Its product is annotated as NDR1/HIN1-like protein 6. Gene Ontology annotation, biological process: defense response to other organism. Bases 30 to 719 code for a protein of 229 amino acids. Gene Ontology annotation, cellular component: plasma membrane. The record is from RefSeq and is a predicted model, not a curated record. The transcript has a single exon. Lineage: Eukaryota; Viridiplantae; Streptophyta; Magnoliopsida; Fabales; Fabaceae.
CACCACCUUCACCACCAACGGUGCCACUGAUGCUGCCAGGCUCAUCAAGAUCGGAAAAGAGUGUUCCGGUGAUGGCGCAGCAACACCCUGCGUUAAUACAACAUGCUAGGCCUGUAAUCCACCCACCUAAACCAAAGAGAGGUUGCUUUUGUAAAUGCAUAUGCUGGACACUAGUCUUGCUUAUAAUCCUACUCAUCAUGUUGGGAGCAACUGCAGGAAUCAUCUACCUAGUUUUCAAACCAAAGCUUCCCAAUUACUCAGUAAACAGCCUAAGGAUAAGUGAUUUGAGGUUGAACUUUGACAUGACUCUGUAUGCAAAGUUUGAUGUGAAGAUUACAGCGAACAACCCAAACAAGAAGAUUGGAAUUUACUAUGAGAAAGGAGGAGGGUUGAGUGUGUGGUACUCAAACACUCAACUUUGCGAAGGAUCAUUACCUGAGUUUUACCAAGGCCAUCGGAACAAAACAGUACUUGAUGUGUCCUUGACCGGUCAAGUGCAAGCUGGAAGCACUUUAAUGGCAGCACUGCAGGAACAGCAGCAGACAGGGCGUGUUCCUUUGGAGCUUAAGGUCCACGCACCAGUAGCCAUUAAACUCGGGAGGUUGAAGCUGAGAAAGGUCAGAGUCUUGGGUGAAUGUAUGUUGACAGCAGAUAGCUUGUCUGCUAAUAAUCCGAUAAGCAUCAAGGCUAGCGACUGUAAAUUCAGAGUCAAACUUUAAGUUUUAU